GUUUAUAUUGUAGAUAGCAGUCAUUUCCGUUACCUUGCAGCAUUAAAACUAUAUUUCGUAUAGGAGAUAUUGAUGUCAUGUAAUUUAAUCUUUUUGGAUAUGCAACAAAACGUUACUAUCAGUUGAAUUUAGUUUUAUUUAAAAGUGUUAUACUUCCAUUUAUCUUAUUACAUGUGUUAAAUAUAGGGUUGAACUGCAAUGUUUUCUUUCCAACCUCACAAUCAGGUGUUAUAUCAUCUGACGCAAUUAACUUCAGUAGUUAGUCCAAAAUCUACAUCAUUUUCAGUUAAAGUUAAAAGACAAAAUGAAUUGAAAAAAUCUAUGAAUGAUAUCUCUUCUGGUAAUUUGUCAGACGCUACUAAAAAUUAUAUUGAUACAUUAAUAGGCAAAUUAAACAUGUCUGAUGUAAUUACAAUGUUUGAUAUAAGGACAAAUAACGUUAUGGUAGCAUUAGAUCAAGUUUCUAUGAAAAUUUUUAAGAGAAAUUUAGAAAAAAAUAAUAAGUGGAAAGUCUAUGCAUCAGGAUUAAAUUCCACAAAAAACAAACACAAAUAUCUAUAUAAAAGAUGUAUGGAAGAAAUUAUUUUACCUGCUAUGUAUUUACCAUCGAAACAAUAUCAUACAACAUUAUGUACCUUUUGUAACAAAAAUUCAUUUAAUCACUAUGUACAAAUUCGUAGUUUUAGAACAAAACGUAAUGUCUCUACUGAAUUAGAAAAACAAUCAUCAUUUAUAAAUAAAUUUAAAAACUUGGUUGGUCAUUUCUCUGGAACAAAUACAGGAUUAGUACAUGCUCUAAAAGAAAAGGACUUGGCAACAAUAAAAAAUUUAUUUAAUAGUCAAACAUCGACAGAAGAAUAUAAAAGAAUUAUAUUAGCUUUUAUUGAAGGAUAUGAAGCAGGACUUAGACGCCAAACAUAUUCAACUUUUGGAUGGUUCAAAAUACUAUGUAGUUUAUUAACAGGAACUGUAUUAUUAAUCUUUUGGUAUGGAGUUUAUGUUGUAGGAAGUGGAUUACGAUUUCCAAUGGAUGGUGUUAAGUUUAGACCAGAAAUAACAGACAUAACUUUUAAUGACGUUAAAGGAGUUGCAGAAGCUAAACAAGAAUUAAGAGAUAUAGUUGAAUUUUUAAAAAAUCCAGAAAAAUUUGUUGCACUCGGUGCAAAAUUACCUAAAGGUGUAUUACUAGUAGGACCACCAGGAACAGGAAAAACAUUAUUAGCUAGAGCAGUAGCUGGCGAAGCUGGUGUCCCAUUUUUUCAAGCUGCUGGACCUGAAUUUGAAGAGAUUUUAGUAGGACAAGGUGCACGAAGAAUGAGAGAUUUAUUUAAAGCAGCAAAAGAAAAAGCACCUGCCGUAAUAUUUAUAGAUGAAAUUGAUUCUGUUGGUGCAAAACGAACAAAUUCAGCUCUUCAUCCAUAUGCGAAUCAAACAGUAAAUCAGUUACUUACGGAAAUGGAUGGAUUUCUUCAGAACGAAGGUGUUAUAGUAUUAGGUGCGACGAAUAGACGGGAUGAUUUAGAUAAAGCAUUAAUGCGACCCGGUCGUUUUGAUGUUGAAGUUCUUGUUGAUAUACCAGAUUACUUAAGCCGGAAGGAAAUUUUUGAUUUAUAUUUAUCAAGAAUAUUAACACAAGAGGUUGAUGCAGACUAUUUAGCAAAGUGUACUCCUGGAUUUACUGGAGCUGAUAUAGAGAAUAUGGUAAAUCAAGCAGCUUUAAGAGCUGCUAUAAAUGAUGCUGAAUAUGUAACAAUGAAACAUUUAGAAUAUGCUAGAGAUAAAAUAAUCAUGGGUCCAGAAAGAAAACAAAAAAUUAAAGAUACAGAAACUAAUACCAUUACAGCAUAUCAUGAAGCAGGACAUGCAUUAGUUGCAUAUUAUACUAAAGAUGCACCACCUAUACAUAAAAUUACCAUCUUGUCUCAUAGCCAUUCUUUGGGACAUACCGCGUUUUUAUUUAACGACGAAUAUCAUACAACGAAAUCCAAAUUAUUAGCUCUAAUGGAUAGUUCAAUGGGUGGUCGUGCUGCAGAAGAAUUAAUUUUUGGUUCUGAUAAAGUAACAGCAGGAGCAUAUAACGAUUUUCAGAGGGCGACUUCCAUCGCAGAAGAGAUGGUACACAAGUAUGGUAUGUCUGAAAAAGUUGGUUUUGGUACAAUUCGUAGAAAUGGUCAAGGGGAUGGAUUUCAAUUAGGUCCUAGCACAAGUGAUCUUGCUGAUAAGGAAGUGAAGCGCCUUUUACAAGAAUCAUAUGAACGAGCAAAACUGACAUUACAAAAACAUGCGAAAGAACUUAAAAAAGUAGCAGAUGCUUUACUUAAGUACGAAACAUUAAGCAGUAAAGAUGUAGAAGCUAUUAUUAAUGGAGAAAAAAUUCCACCUGAGACUUUGAAGAAUCAACCACGAAUUGUAGAUCCGACUGAACAUGUAUUAUAAGUAGCAUAUCGAGAUAUUCAGUUUAAGAUGAUAAGUAAAAUAAAUUAUUUGGUGCAGUAUCGCAAUUUACAAUCAUACUUUAUAUUACUUUAUUAUAAGUAAUUAUAUUUUACAAUUUUCAAUUUUACAAAUUUAAUUAAGAUAUAUCAGCUUUUUCAAUUGAGAACUUUGUAAUACAUAACUUCUAUUUCAUUAUCUAAUUACUUAUUUCUUUAAUAAAUUAAAUUUAUAUAACA
Bombus huntii is the source of this 2672-nucleotide messenger RNA. It is a transcript of the gene YME1L, whose product is annotated as ATP-dependent zinc metalloprotease YME1L. The transcript is spliced from 12 exons. Gene Ontology annotation, molecular function: ATP-dependent peptidase activity; ATP binding; ATP hydrolysis activity. The record is from RefSeq and is a predicted model, not a curated record. Bases 199 to 2436 code for a protein of 745 amino acids. NCBI's taxonomy places the organism in Eukaryota, Metazoa, Arthropoda, Insecta, Hymenoptera, Apidae. Gene Ontology annotation, cellular component: mitochondrial inner membrane. Gene Ontology annotation, biological process: protein quality control for misfolded or incompletely synthesized proteins; mitochondrion organization.